This is a messenger RNA of Babesia microti strain RI, 666 nucleotides long. RefSeq names its product Transmembrane emp24 domain-containing protein eca. The record is from RefSeq and is a predicted model, not a curated record. Lineage: Eukaryota; Apicomplexa; Aconoidasida; Piroplasmida; Babesiidae. Bases 1 to 666 code for a protein of 221 amino acids. Gene Ontology annotation, cellular component: COPII-coated ER to Golgi transport vesicle; endoplasmic reticulum-Golgi intermediate compartment; Golgi apparatus. Gene Ontology annotation, biological process: Golgi organization; intracellular protein transport; endoplasmic reticulum to Golgi vesicle-mediated transport. The transcript has 3 exons.
AUGAUUGCUGUGUGUCUUUUCGCUACUUUUCUGUCCACAUCAUUCGGGUUCCAUAUAUACAUUGAAGACUCUGUCGAACGUUGUUUCAUUGAAAAUGUUGGUGAACGCAUCCUUAUCACUGCAAACUACGAAUAUCUAGGUGCAGCACACAGUGCAGUUAGUGACGCAACAAACACUGGCUGCUCGAUGUAUUUUAGAUUGCCAAAUGGUAAGAUAAAUACUAGAGUUGACAUAUCAGCCAAGCCUAAGGGUAAAUUUUCGUACAUAUCGGAGACGGCCGGUACGCAUAGAAUUUGCAUAUAUUGCUCAUUGGGACACUGGUUGGAAUCCAAAAAGGCCAAAUUUUUUCUAUCGGUAGAGACAGCCGACGCGCUGGACAAGUUUGAAAAUCAAAGACAAUAUGACUUUGAUAACAUUAAUCCCGCUAAGAAACAUGAAAUUGAGUUUUUGAUUAGUGAGAUACAGAAAUUCACCCAUUCGGUGUCUAGUAUUAAGGAUGAACAGGUAUUGGACGAUUUUAUCACCAACAAGUUCUACAGAAUCUUCAACACAGUUCAUGAAUAUAUCCUAUAUUUUUACAUGGCGCAAAUUGCUGCAAUAUGCAUUUGCGUCGCCUAUUCGAUCAAUCAUUUGAAUAAGUAUUUCAAGUCACAGCGUCUUAUCUAA